CGCCGCGCGCCACGCCGCGCCGUGACGGGAUCACAGAGACUGCGGUCGCGACGCGGAUGUCCCACCUGUGAAGCUCCGAUCAUCACGAUCGCGCGGGUUUUAAUGAGGAUCGCUCCGGAAUAAAGAACUCACUCCGGACGAUUGCUGCGAUUGAUGCGGAUGACGAUAAUAAAAAUGCGUAGGGAGGCAAUAAUUUUGCAAUUUCAGAGUGGCAUUGUGAAAACGUAGCGGCUGAAGUGAACUUGUAUAACUUUUAGCAUAAUAUCUGGAAUAUGUGAAUGUGAUUUUACCGAUACCCAUGUGUACCUUGAGAUUUCGUAAUUUGUUUACGGAGAAAAGUUUCUGGCGAAACGUUGUUUUUUUUAUGUGACACGCUUACAAACACAUUGGCAAACAUACAUUGGCGACAACCGCACAGCGGUGCAUGAUAGCGUUUGAACUUGGACCUCUGACGACGAAAGGUGCCGUCACACGAACGGAGUGGCUGCAGGUGGUUUCCUUCACUUCGAGAGAGCUCCUCCAUUUCGGAUCGUGAUUUCGUGUUUUCUAUAAGUGAGCCUUUAAAUUAAAACUCUUGGACGCGUGGCGAUGGGAACGUAAAAGUUGAAAACAAAUUUCUAUGGCGCGACUAGGCGCGAAAAGAGAGAGAGAGAGAGAGAAAAAAAUGGGAAAGUCGCACGAGCCGCAAAUCAAGCGAGCGAUAAGUGGCCAUUCGUGUGGCGCGUACGCGUGCGUCGCGCGUAAUAAAUGCUAAAAAUAGCCGCGCUAUCGCGCCGCGAGCGAGUAUCAAAGCGAUAAACAUCGCCACAGCAACACGCGCAACCGCGCAUUCCACGUCAAAAUUCUACGAUCUUCCUCUUCGACGAUCAUCGUGAGAUAUCGCGAGUGAACGGAAAAAUACACGGUGUGUCCCCAGCGCGCGGAUGCGAUUUGAGAAGACCCAUUGAAGAGAGGAGGGACGCGCUUUCUCAUGACUCCAUUAGGCCAUUCCGAAAUUAACCUUCCAAAUACCCAGAAAAAGAAAUGUAGAAAAAAAACCAGCCCCGCCACACGCAAGGUGCGAUUGCUAUAAUCGCGCGUUUCUGAGAAACUUGGACGGUUUGAAAACUAUAAUGAUUCGAGAACGAGCGGCACUUUAACUUCUUCCAACAUUGAUGCAGAUGGCUAGAGACACGCCGGGCUCUCCGAUGCCGCGACCGCGGGAUUUGGGCGCCGGUGGCGGAGGAGGCGCGGCCGCGGCCACCUUGACUUCCGGCGCUUAUCACGCUGCAGCCGCCGAUACCGCCAACAUGCACGGUCAGCAUGCUGCGUUACAGCAGAAGAUACUCGAGCUACAGCAACAUCAUCAGCUCCAACAGCAGAUUCUCCGGCAACAGUAUCACGCCCAGGAACGACAAUUAGCUGAACUGCACGAACAACAGAUGCAUCAACUAAAGCUCUGGGAGCAGCAAAAGCAGUUGGAGGAACAAAGGCGAGAGAAGGAGAGGCUCGAAGCUCUCAGGAAAAAGGACAAGCAUGAUCACAGCGCGAACGCGUCCACGGAAGUCAAGGAACGCCUUCAUAGUUUUUUGGUGAAUAAGAAGCAAAGAGAGGCAGCUGCUGCGGCGAACGGAGCAGUUCCUGGCACACCCGGAUAUAGAAGCUGGCUACAACCACAGUCGGAAUCAUCGAGCACCACAAAUGCGGCGCAUCCAUAUCAAAUGCCGCAGAUGCUCCAGAAAUUCGGCGAUGAUUUUCCGCUUAGAAAGACAGCCUCGGAGCCGAACUUGCUGAAGGUGCGACUAAAACAACGCGUGGAGAGGAACAUGGCUGCGUCGAGAAACUCACCCCUGAUGGCACGCCGGAAGGACCGCCUGGCGUCGCACCUCAAGCGGAAGUCGUUACUAGCAAAUCCUGGCAGCAAUCCUGAGUCCGGGCCUAACUCUCCUCCGACUGUCAACAAUUCUCAAGCCAGUCCCACUGCUGGAAGCAAUACAGCGAUACAAGAAGAAAGUGAAAAUCCACCGUAUGGAGGACGUCUCACUAGUAGUCAACAGGGCAGCCUUUCGGAUCUUUCACUUUUCAGUUCACCGUCCAUGCCUAACAUCUCGUUGGGCAGACCCCAUGUACCGUCGAGCUCUUCGAGUGGGACGAAAUUGGCGCCGGUCUCAGAGGCGGAAGUGCGAGCCGCAUUCACGGCACGUCUCGGCAUGCCGCUCACCGGUCAGAUGCUGCACGGCACCUUGCCGUUCUAUCCGUCCUUGACGGUUAUUGAAGGCGAGCCGACGUACAUCCACAAGCAGAUGCAGCAGAAUCUACAGGAGCAAGCGACACCGUCAUCCGCAACGGUGAGCGGCAGUAGGCAGCAUCCGGCAGCGGCGGCGGCAGUGUAUCAUACCGCGGCACCGAUCACGGAUACACAAGUGGCGCACGCGAGACUACAAAAGGCUGGUCAUCACCGGCCUUUAGGUAGUAGAACCCAAUCCGCGCCCCUACCGCUAGGUCAUCCAAUGCUGCAGGGCGGCAUGAUAGCGCCGACUACCCAUUACGAGGAGUAUCUCGCGGAGAAGCAGCUGCACGAUCAGCAACAAGCGCACAACUAUCUGAAACAGCAGAUCCGCCAGACUGUUCUGACGCGAGUGGGCUCGCGCGGUCAAGCCAAUCAGCUGGAUGAGGCACCGGAAUCCGAGGAAUCCGAAGUGAUAGAUCUCACGGGUAAGAAGGACCAUCCGGAGGAGAGUGAGAUCUCGAAGCAGCAGAGGGGCCGCGAACAGUUCUUGCAGCAACAGAGGGAUCUCAUGAUGAGACACACAUUGCAGACGAAUGAAUCGACCAUCUAUGCCGGAGGUUUAAGCAGGACCUCUCAGUCAGCUAGGCCACUCUCGAGAGCACUGUCGAGUCCUCUAGUACAUCUAGGUCCUCAGGGCAGCGGUGGCGAUAUUUUUGCACGAGGUUCCUCGCAUCGACCCACUACGGGAUUAGCCUAUGAUCCAUUGAUGUUGAAACAUGCAUGUGUCUGCGGUGAAACAGUCAGAGGCCAUCCUGAGCACGGCGGUCGGUUGCAGAGUGUAUGGGCUAGGCUAUCGGAAACGGGUCUGUUGCAACGUUGCGACCGAAUACGUUCGCGCAAGGCUACACUUGAAGAAAUUCAAACAUGCCAUAGCGAAGCUCAUGCACUUUUAUUUGGAACAAAUCCGUUGAAUCGACAGAAACUGGAUAUGUCCAAGUUGUCGCAGUUGCCUAUCAAGAGUUUUGUCCGACUUCCCUGCGGCGGAGUUGGCGUUGAUUCCGACACAACGUGGAACGAGCUUAAUACUGCACCAGCCGCUCGAAUGGCGGUGGGAUGCGUUGUCGACCUUGCGUUCAAGACAGCAGUGGGCGAUAUUAAGAACGGCUUCGCCGUGGUAAGACCGCCCGGGCAUCACGCAGAGACCAACCAAGCCAUGGGUUUCUGUUUCUUCAAUUCAGUGGCCAUCGCAGCGAGGUUACUUCAGCAGAAACUUGACGUUAGGAAAAUUUUAAUCUUAGAUUGGGACGUUCAUCAUGGAAACGGUACUCAACAGAUGUUUUACGAUGAUCCGCGAGUGCUGUAUCUGUCGAUACACAGACACGAUGACGGUAACUUCUUCCCUGGAACUGGCGGGCCUACUGAGUGCGGCGCUGGCGAGGGACUCGGCUACAAUGUGAACGUGGCGUGGUCCGGUGGCCUGAAUCCGCCUAUGGGCGACGCGGAAUAUCUCGCGGCAUUUCGUACGAUUGUCAUGCCAAUCGCCAAGGAAUUUGAUCCAGACAUUGUGAUCGUAUCGGCCGGCUUCGAUGCGGCUGUGGGUCAUCCGGCGCCGUUGGGCGGUUACAAAGUCAGCCCGGCAUGCUUCGGUAGAAUGACACAACAGUUACUUAAUCUGGCCGAUGGCAAGAUCGUUCUCGCCUUGGAAGGAGGUUACGAUCUAGCGGCGAUCUGCGACUCGGCACAAGAGUGUGUUCGGGCAUUGCUCAGUGACGAACCCAGUCCGCUCAGGGAUGAAGAACUCACGAGAAUACCUUGUCAAAACGCCAUCGAUACGCUGCAGAAGACCAUCGCCAUCCAGGUAAGUCGAUAAUAUUACGUAAUAUAAUUGAACUUCCUUUUAUAUACAGGGUGUUCGAAAAAAAAAACCAUUCAGCAUUUAUAUGGUAGACAGCAGGGAUCCGGACCGUGCCGGAAUCGAAAUCGAAAACCGUUCCGACGUUCCGUAACCCUUUUUUUAGAUGAACCGAAACUAAAUUUUAUAAAGUUUCUAAUACCAAAAUCAAUGAAACGUAAUUGAAUCAAUAAAAUCAUUUUCGGUUUACGGUUUUUUUCGGUUCCUAAUCUAG
Molecule: messenger RNA, 4335 nt
Organism: Wasmannia auropunctata (little fire ant)
Lineage: Eukaryota; Metazoa; Arthropoda; Insecta; Hymenoptera; Formicidae
Gene: HDAC4
Product: histone deacetylase 4
Exons: 14
Coding region: 1155-4079 (974 amino acids)
Biological process (GO): chromatin organization; negative regulation of transcription by RNA polymerase II
Cellular component (GO): histone deacetylase complex
Molecular function (GO): histone deacetylase activity
Source: RefSeq, a predicted model, not a curated record